This is a messenger RNA of Nothobranchius furzeri (turquoise killifish), 1584 nucleotides long. It is a transcript of the gene enosf1, whose product is annotated as enolase superfamily member 1. The record is from RefSeq and is a predicted model, not a curated record. Gene Ontology annotation, biological process: carbohydrate catabolic process; amino acid catabolic process. NCBI's taxonomy places the organism in Eukaryota, Metazoa, Chordata, Actinopteri, Cyprinodontiformes, Nothobranchiidae. Gene Ontology annotation, molecular function: magnesium ion binding; L-fuconate dehydratase activity.
GGCGGGGUCAGCUUGAUCAGAUGUGUUUCCGAAGUUCCAAACUAGUGUUUUAUUAAAAAAAUGUUGCACAAGAUAAUUAAUUUGAGUGUGAAAGAUGUGCGCUUUCCCACGUCUUUGGAGCAGCACGGCUCAGAUGCGAUGCACACAGAUCCGGAUUACUCUGCUGCGUAUGUGGUUCUGGACACGGAUAGCGGACUGAAAGGGUUCGGCCUCACGUUCACUUUGGGGAAAGGAACAGAAAUCGUGGUUUGUGCCGUCAAGGCUCUGGAAGGACUGGUUGCUGGGAAAUCUUUGCAGGAGAUUGUGAGCAACUUUCGUGACUUUUACCGCCUGCUGACCAGUGAUGGCCAAAUGAGAUGGUUGGGUCCAGAGAAAGGUGUAAUCCACCUGGCCACUGCUGCUGUCCUGAACGCUGUUUGGGACCUCUGGGCUCGAACGGAGAGCAAGCCGCUGUGGAAGCUGCUUGUUGACAUGGAUCCAAAGACGAUCGUCUCCUGCAUUGACUUCAGAUACAUCACUGAUGUACUUACUGAGGAGGAAGCUCUGGACAUACUUGUGAAAGCAAAGGAGGGCAGACAACAGAGAGAGGAUCAGAUGCUGAAGGAGGGUUAUCCUGCCUACACCACCUCCUGUGCUUGGCUUGGAUACUCAGACCAGCAGCUCAGACAGCUUUGUACAGAUGCACUUAAAAAUGGUUGGACCAGGUUUAAGGUGAAGGUCGGUGCUGACUUGGAGGACGACAUACGCAGAUGUCGCCUAAUCAGACAAAUGAUUGGACCCAAUAACACCUUGAUGAUGGAUGCCAACCAGAGAUGGGAUGUAAAUGAGGCUAUCAGCUGGGUUUCCAGACUUGCUGAGGUCCAACCUCUUUGGAUUGAGGAGCCCACAUCUCCAGAUGACAUCCUGGGUCACGCUGCUAUUUCUAAGGCUUUGGCUCCACUUGGGAUUGGAGUGGCCACAGGCGAGCAGUGUCACAACAGGGUGAUGUUCAAGCAGUUCCUCCAGGCUUCAGCGCUGCAGUUUGUGCAGAUAGACAGCUGCAGACUGGGCAGUGUCAACGAAAACCUUGCUGUGCUGCUGAUGGCCCACAAGUUCAAAGUUCCUGUGUGUCCUCACGCCGGCGGAGUCGGCCUGUGUGAGCUCGUCCAGCAUCUGAUCCUGUUCGACUACAUCUGUGUGUCGGCGAAUCUCAACAACCGAAUGUGUGAAUAUGUAGACCACCUUCAUGAGCAUUUCACCAGUCCAGUGGUGAUACAGAACGCUCACUACAUGCCCCCAAAGGAUCCGGGAUAUUCCUGUGAGAUGAUGGAGACGUCGGUAAAGACACACCAGUACCCUGAAGGAGAAGUUUGGAAGCAAGUUCAAAUAGAGGAUUAAAGAUGGGCUACUAAAACAUUGUUCAGAUCUUUGUGAUCUAAUGUUUAAUCUGAUGCAAAAAGCGUUUUUAAUUUUGGAGAAACAUUCAUUUUGACCUGAUUGACAAGCUAACGGCUAGCCUGGGAACAAACUGUUUCCAUCUUUAAUCUCAAGAGUUUUAUUGUAGUCUGAACAAAUGUUGAAUAAAAAUUUUACUAGCUUUUAUCA